Molecule: messenger RNA, 984 nt
Organism: Thlaspi arvense
Lineage: Eukaryota; Viridiplantae; Streptophyta; Magnoliopsida; Brassicales; Brassicaceae
Source: the annotation of a GenBank genome assembly
AUGAUACGGAAACGGCACAUGCACCUGACGGAGGAGUUCCUGAAGGAGAAUCCGGACAUGUGCGCCUACAUGGCUCCUUCUCUUGAUGUGAGGCAGGACAUCGUGGUGGUCGAGGUCCCUAAGCUAGGGAAAGAGGCGGCAGUGAAGGCCAUCAAGGAGUGGGGUCAGCCCAAGUCCAAGAUCACCCACGUCGUCUUCUGCACUACAUCCGGAGUUGACAUGCCUGGUGCUGACUACCAGCUCACCAAGCUCCUCGGUCUUCGCCCUUCCGUCAAGCGUCUCAUGAUGUACCAGCAAGGUUGCUACGCCGGCGGCACUGUCCUCCGACUCGCCAAGGACCUCGCUGAGAAUAACCGUGGUGCUCGUGUCCUUGUCGUCUGCUCCGAGAUCACAGCCGUCACCUUCCGUGGCCCCUCUGACACACACCUCGACUCCCUCGUUGGUCAGGCUCUCUUCAGUGACGGUGCUGCCGCGCUCAUUGUUGGUGCGGACCCUGAUGCCUCCGUGGGAGAGAAGCCUAUCUUCGAGAUGGUGUCUGCUGCACAGACCAUCCUCCCAGACUCGGACGGAGCCAUAGAUGGACACUUGAGGGAAGUUGGGCUCACCUUCCAUCUCCUCAAGGACGUCCCUGGGCUCAUCUCGAAGAACAUAGAGAAGAGUCUAGAAGAAGCGUUUAAACCGCUCGGGAUAAGUGACUGGAACUCUCUCUUUUGGAUAGCUCACCCUGGAGGUCCUGCGAUCCUGGACCAGGUUGAGUUAAAGCUAGGACUCAAGGAAGAGAAGAUGAGGGCCACGCGUCACGUGCUGAGCGAGUACGGAAACAUGUCGAGCGCGUGCGUUCUCUUCAUUAUGGACGAGAUGAGGAGGAAGUCCAAGGAGGAUGGUGUGGCCACGACAGGAGAAGGGUUGGAGUGGGGUGUCUUGUUUGGUUUCGGACCAGGUCUCACCGUAGAGACAGUCGUCUUGCACAGCGUCCCUGUUUGA